Messenger RNA from Gavia stellata (red-throated loon), 3531 nucleotides. It is a transcript of the gene LAMC2, whose product is annotated as laminin subunit gamma 2. The coding region runs from base 1 to 3531 and encodes 1176 amino acids. Lineage: Eukaryota; Metazoa; Chordata; Aves; Gaviiformes; Gaviidae. Gene Ontology annotation, molecular function: extracellular matrix structural constituent. The transcript is spliced from 23 exons. The record is from RefSeq and is a predicted model, not a curated record.
AUGGCUGGGUGCUGGCUCCUGCCCUUCUGCUGCCUCGCGGCGUCUCUCCUGUCCGCAGCCCGGAGCACCAACAGAGGAGAAGUCUGCGACUGCAACGGGAUGUCCAGGCAGUGCAUCUUCGACCGGCACCUCCUGAGGGAGACGGGGAAGGGGUACCGCUGCCUCGGCUGCCUGGGCAACACGGAGGGCGCCCGCUGCGAGCGCUGCAAGGAGGGCUUCUUCCGCCCGCGGGAGGAGGGCUGCUGCCUGCCCUGCCGCUGCCACCCCCAGGGCGCCCUCGGCCCGCGGUGCAACAGCGACGGCCGGUGCAGCUGCAAGCCUGGCGUGAUGGGCAAGAAGUGCGACCAGUGCCAGCCGGGCUUCGAGUCCCUCUCCGAGGCUGGGUGCCGGAGGAGCGGGCAGAGCCUGCAGUGUGAGUGCGACCCGGCUGGCAGCGCGGGGGGCUGCCUCUCCGGCCGCUGUGUCUGCAAGGCGAGCGUUACUGGAGAGCGGUGCGAGAGGUGCAAGCGAAACUUCUAUAACCUGGAUGCCAGAAACCCCGCGGGAUGCUCCCCCUGCUUUUGCUACGGGCACUCAGCUGCAUGUGUCAGCGCAGACAACCACAGCGUCUACAACAUCACCUCCACCUUCCAGCAAGGUGCUGAAGGCUGGCGAGGUGUCCACGAAAGCGGCUCCCCAGCCCAGCUCCAGUGGUCCCCGCGCCAUCAGGAUGCCUUCAUAGCGGCGAGGAGAUCGGAGCCGAUAUACUUCAUGGCGCCAGCGAAAUUCCUCGGGAACCAGCAGCUGAGCUACGGCCAGACGCUCUCCUUCGAUUACCGCCUGGACCGAGGGGGACGCCAGCCAUCUCCGCACGACGUGGUCCUGGAAGGAGAUGGCCUGAGAGUCACUGCCCCCUUCUUGCCCCAGGGGAAGGUCCUGCCCUGCGGUAUCAGCCAGACGUACACGUUCAGGUUGGACGAGCACCCAAGCAGCAAGUGGAGCCCGAGGCUGAAUCACUUUGAAUAUCGCAGGCUGCUGGGAAACCUGACAGCUCUCUGGAUCCGAGCCACCUUUGGGGAGUACAGCACCAGCUACAUCGACAACGUCACCCUGGUGUCGGCGCAGCCCGUCGCCGGAGACCCCGCUCCCUGGGUGGAGCGCUGCGAGUGCCCGGCGGGGUACCGGGGGCAGUUCUGCGAGAGGUGUGCCCCUGGCUACCGCAGAGAUGCCACCGGCCUGGGGCCGUUCAGCAUCUGCGUGCCGUGCAACUGCCAGGGGGGAGGAAUUUGUGAUCCCGACACCGGUGAAUGCUACUCGGGAGACGAAAAUGUGGGCAAUAGUGUCAGCUGCCCCUUCGGCUUCUACCGAGACCCCCGGCAGCCACACGGCUGCAGGGCAUGCCCCUGCGGCAAGGGCCAAGGCUGCUCCGUGGUGCCGGGCGGUGAGGAGAUCAUUUGUGACCACUGCCCUCCUGGAGCUGCCGGGGCCAACUGUGAGUACUGUGCCGAUGGCUAUUUUGGAGACCCAGUGGCUUCCCGGCCCUGCCAGCCGUGCCAGUGCAACGGCAACGUGGAGCCCAAUGCCGUGGGGAACUGCGACCGCCGGACGGGCGAGUGCCUCAAGUGCAUCUACAACACCGCUGGCUUCUACUGUGACCGCUGCAAAGACGGCUUCUUUGGGAACCCCCUGGCCCCUGAUCCUGCCGACAAGUGCAGAGCCUGCGCCUGCGAUUCAGCCGGUGCCGAGCCCUUGAAGUGCGGGAGUGAUGGGAGCUGCAUCUGCAAGCCCGGCUUUGAGGGUCCCAGCUGCGAAGAGAGCGAGUGCCCGGCUUGCUAUGGCCAGGUGAAAGCCCAGGUGGACCUGUACCUGCAGCAGCUGGCGGAGCUGGAGCUGCUGUUCUCGGAGGUGCAAGCUGGCGGUGGGGCCGAGAGCCAGGAGCUGGAAGGAAGGAUGCAGCUGGCCGAGGAGACACUGCGGACCAUCCUCGGGGAAGCUCUGAGCCUGCAAGCCUCUGACAGGUCUCUGGAAAACCGUGUGGCCAGGAUGAAGGGACAAGGGUCCAGCUCCCAGAGCCGCUUGGAUGAGAUCAAGGCAACGGUGGAGAGGCUGAGGUCUCUCGGGAGCCAGUACGAGAGGCAGGUGCAGGACGCCCGGCGGCUGCUGGAGAGAGCUAGGCUGGACCUGGACCGCAGUGGAGCCGCUCUGCGUCGGGUGACCAUUCCUAAUUCAAACCUUCCUGGGGGCUCGAACCAGUUCUUGAUGCUGGCCCAGGAGGCUCUAAGACUGGCCAACAGCCACGCGCAAGCCGCCAACACCAUUGAGCAAGCCACGAAGGCGGCGCGGGAGGACGCGCGGCAGGCGCUGGAGCUGGUGCGCGCAGCCGCCGGCGGAGAGGCGGCCGCCUCCGGCUCCCUGCGAGGGCUGCUCGGGAAGUACAAGGAGCUGAAGUCGCUGGCUGGAGGCCUGAAGGCUGAGGCCGACGGCAUGGCCUCCGAGGCAGACAAGGCUUAUCAGGGCAGCCUGGUGCUCCUCAACUCCCUGUCCCGCUUGACGAAGACCGACAUCGGCUCCUUUGAGGGGGAAUCAACCCGGCUGAAGCAGGAUGCCAGCGCUCUCCUGAGCCUGGUGGACACCUACAUGGCACAGUACAGGCAACUGCAGAGCCGCACGGGGCGCUGGGAGGAAGAAAUCAAGCAGCUGCUGCGGAGGGGAGAGGGCGAGAGAGCGACGCUGACGCAGCUGCUGUCCCGAGCCAACCUCGCCAGGAGCACAGCCCUACAAGCCGUGAGUGCUGGCAACACCACCUUCUACGAGGUGGAACAGAUCCUGAAGAGCCUCCGGGAGUUUAACCUGCAAGCAGACGACAAGAGAAGGGAAGCUGAAGACGCCAUGAAGAGGCUGCCAAUCAUCAGCAGCAUGGUCGCAAGUGCCAGGGAGAAGACAGACCGAGCUGAAGCGAUCCUGGGCAGCGCUGCUUCCGAAUCCAAGGCGGCCAGCAGCACGGCAGGGGAAGCGAAGGAGAUCACCAUGGGGAUCCAGCAGGAGAUCACACGGCUGAAGGUGGAAGCCAACAAGACGGCCGACGGCGUCCUCGCCCUAGAGAAGGCAGUGGCCACCCUGCAGCGUGAGGCCAAGGAAGUGGAUGGCGAAUUUGAGAGGAAGCUCUCGGAGGUUGAGGCGGAUGCUGCUGUGAUACAGGAGACAGCUCAGGAAGCUCAGAGGGUCCACGCCAAGGCUGGCCGGGCAGGGGUGGUCGUGCAGGAGACCUUGAGUGCCCUGGAAGAGCUGCUGCGUCUGAUGAACCAGCCUGGUGCUGUGGAUGAAGACGGCCUGAAGCAGCUCGAGAUGAAUUUUAGCAAAGCCAAAACCAGAAGCAACCAGCUGAAGGAUGAGAUGUCGGAGCUGGAGCAGACGGCCGCGCUGCAGAAGGCCCGGGUGCAGACACUGGAGAGCAGCAUUGAUGAGAUCCUGGCGGAUAUUAAGAACCUGGAGGAUAUCCAGAGGAAUCUUCCUCCAGGCUGCUACAACACAAAAGCCAUUGAAUUGCCGUGA